UGUUGAGUUCGACAGUGGGCCUCUUCGAUUUUCCGACUCUGACAGUCCCAGACUGUCCGAAAGACUGCAUACGCAACGCUCAUUGGCUGAAAGCACUGUCCUGGGCAGUCCGGGACUGUCAGGAAUGGAUAAUCGAAGAGGCCCUUGAUGAAAAAGCAAGCAUUGUUUUUAAACUUGCACUAUGGCUUGUAUUUCAUUAUGGGACAAGGAAUCCUGUGUUUGUUUUUUGAGAAAUGUUAUUCCAGUCAUCUAUUGUUUUAGGAGGAUGGGAAUACUUAUAGCAAUUAUUUGGCAUAACAACGUAAUUUCUAGGGAGUGCCUAUGUCUGAUAAUGUAACCAUUAGUAAAAGUGAAGAGACAUAAAGUGUCAAUUUUAAAGAUUAUUCUCUAGUUGAAAGAAUAAUUUUAAUUGGGUGGAAUGUAGUCCACAUUGCCUUAGUACUUCCAUUAUAGAAGUUUGCCCAUAGGAGUUAAAAAUAAAUCUGACGGCACUCUUACAAACUCGCACUCGUUUGUCAGUAUUUAAUUUUGUGUAAGGAUCCGAAACUUUGGUGAUUGCUGAAUUUGGCAUUUGCAAGGAGAGAUCAUGUUCGAAAAACUCCUUUGGUAACUUUGGUAUUUAUUGUAGCAUUUGAUGUCAUUCUAAUAACCUGGAACCUAAGUCACAUGUUUGCUAUCACUUGUAAUACUAGAUUGAGAUUCUAUGAACGUACUGUUAAUGUAGGAGAUUAGCAGUGGUGUUCACUAUCUUGAUGAUCAAAACCAAGUUUAAGUGGAAGGCUGAAUUAGAGGACAUUCUGGAGGUGGCGUCCGCUGACAGUGACCAGUGGGUCAGCAUGCUCGCCGAGCUACUGCGGGCAUUUCCCGCCAGUGGGACACUGAACUUCAACAUCGAAGAAAACUCGGGGGUUUUUGUUGACCUUUGCAAUGACCUCCGAAAGCUGGUAAAAAAACAUGCCGACAAGAACAUCCUUCCUCUGGAAUGCCUGUACCUCAACAAACACGCCCUGACUGCGUUAGUUGGCCAACUUCCGCAGCCCGUGAAGCACUUUGCCUUGAAGCGGAAGCCCAAGUCUGCUGCCCUUCGGGCGGAGCUGCUCCAGAAGUCGCAAGAUGCCUUGUCCAAUGCCAAGCGGAACACACCUUCUUCAUCUGUGCCAAUUAGGUGUCGAGGGCUUACAAAGAACCUGAAUGAUUCAAGUCCUCUGAGGGGUAUUCCAAGCCGUGUGCCAACAGGUGGCUUCAAGACACCCACCAGUGGGAACCGCCUGAGUUCCGGUACUCCACUUAGUCGGUCCCUCACCAAGCCUCUGGGGAACAAGAAAGAUGGCGGCAUCAAGUUGCUGGACAUCAAUGAGCAGCCACUUGGUUACGGAAGGGACGCCAAGCGGAGGAAAAAGCCGACGGAGGAAAUUCCUGAGAAUCAGAAGAAAGACAAGGAGGCGCCCACUACACCCACCACAUCGGCAGCACCUGUGACACCAGAUUAUGCAGCUGGCCUGCUUUCAUCGUCACAGCUCUCUUCAGUGCCGGCGUCUCCUGCUGCAUCGUAUGGUAUACCUACCACAAGUACGGCCUUACCAGCCAUUGCUGCUAAGACUAACGCACCAUUACAAGCUUCAGGGGGCACUGGCAGCCAAGCUGGGACCACAACCAAGGCGGGGGUUACGCUGGAGCAGGGCACAGCUGCACCAGCGCAGCCACAUGAGGCCAUGCCGCCCAGCACAAAUGUUGAUGCAAGCACAGGCAUGGCAUCGGCGGCGGCUACUGUGGUGGCGCCAACAACGAGCACCGUUGUGACGGUUGCAGCACCGCCCAAUGCAGUGGUGCGCCGUACCACGGCUACCAUAGGGGAACUGGGUGCCCUGAACAGCGCCACCACCACCACGCCUGUGCAGCACAUCGCGGUGCAGAAGGUGCAGCCCGUGGUGUCGCAGCAGACGGCAGUUGUGGUCACCACCCAACCACAGCAGCGCGUCGGGCUCUCCCUCUCGUUGGACCAAGUUUCUGAGGCACAGGAAAUGUUCAAGAACUCUAACAAGGUGUCACGUUCUGAGAAGGCGCUCAUCCUGGGUUUCAUGGCUGGUUCCAGAGCCAAUCCUUGCCCUGAGCUCGGAAACCUGAUCACUAUCCGGCUGAGUGAGAACAAGGAAGAAAUUGUCCAGCCCAAUGGUACCGUGAAGCAGGCCAUCGUGGAGACCCACUUUCAGAUGAACUACACCACAGGGGAGUGGAAGCGUGUGCGAAAAAUCCGGGAAGUGGAAGACUGAAGAAAAAAAAACAAGGAAAAGCUGGCUUCACUUGGUGGACUUUGCCGAAGUUAUUUUUUUGUGCAGUGAGAAUGGUCAGUCUCUUGAGAGGUGGCAUGAACGGCAGUGGAUGGCAGUGCAUUUUGGACGAGGCUCAGUGUGCCGUGUGUUGCAUCAGAAGGAAGGAGGACUCCACAGAUGGCAAGUUUGGUGCAUAAAGACACUAAUCUCCCAUUUUCCUCUCCUUUUUUUUUUUUUUUUUUUCUGGCCCUAGGCAGGCAGCAAAAGUCAUUGCAGUUCUUGUGGUGUCGUACCGCUUACAUAAAAAAAAGGAAAAAAAAAAGAAAAAAAAAAACCCUGACCAUCUCUGUAGGAUUGUUCUCUCAUGCAGUUGGCAGUUCUUUUCUCUCUCAGCAAUGAAAGUAUACAUGCACCUCUUGCAAUGUUUGCAAUAUGUGCAAGGUGUUCAAUAGAAAAGACACAUGAAGGGUGUUGCUGAGGGAGUGCUGUUUCAUGUAAACCACUUUUAUCAAAUGCACAGCGUCGAUUUUGUCAAGCUGAUCCAAACAGCAAUCAAACAGCUUAUUAUUAUUAUUAUUUGAAACAUUUUUGGACUCCGGUACCUUUUUUUUUUUUUUUUAGCUUUGCCAGGAAAUGCAGUUACCUGCCUUUGAUCUCAGGAGUGCCUUCGGUUGGCAUCAUAAUUUGAGGUUUUGACAGGUAUGUGGCCACUCACAGAGGGUCCUUGUGAUUGCAGACUUUGUAAUCAUGUGGAACCCGUGGUUAAGAACCAAAUGCACUCUUUAACCAGACACCACUUUUAUCACUGAAUGCUCCACACGUCAUUCUCCAUGUGUAUGGUACUCGCUCAUUCUAAUUGUCUCCUGCCCCCCCCCCCCCCUUUUUUUUUUUCUUUUUCUUUUUUUUUUUUUUUUUCAUUUGGCAUUCUUGCAAGGCAUCAUUGACUUCGUAAUUGGGAGCUACAUGUCGCAAGUCCAUUCUGGGGGUCUUUAACCUUGUACAGUAUACAUCCUGGUGUCAUUAUGAUGAAGUGGUUUCCGCUCCGUCGCUGUUUAGUCGCAAGGAGAUGACAAUUAGGUCGCGAGGCAGGAGGCAGAAUCACCGUUUGUGUUUGGGCCUGUGUAUGAUAGUUGCUUCGCUAAUAACCUUCAGUGUAUAUAUACACACCUGACCCAUGCAUUUUCACCGCAGGUAAUUAGUUGUACUCUUUCAAAACAAAACAUGCCGUUUUUAGUACACAAGACCUAUUAGGCUUGCCUUUAGAGUAAAAAAGAGAAAAAGACUGAUGCCCUUAAUUCUGUAUUGACAUGAGAUGCCUUAUUUAUUUCUUUAUUCAGUGCUAUGUUGUAAAACUACGGAAGUGCUAUGUCUUGUGUUACAGAAGAAAAAAAAAGCCAUGUGGGUGCGACGCUUCAUAUAUCGUGAAACAAGCAUUGUGAGUGUAAGAAGUCCUAAGAGUGCAAGGACUGUGCACUUUUUGGGGAUGCAUGUCAGUCUAUGCUUCCCUUUGAGUUAAUUGUUUCAUUAUUUGAAAUCGUACUAGUUGGAGUGCAGAAGUAACUGUGCACUUUAUUGCUGUAUAAUGUACACUGUGUAAUAUCCUCUUCCCUCAUACUGAAGGUCCCAUGUUUGGAGAAGAAAAAAUGAUACAAAUAAAUAUUUUCGCAAUGUU
Dermacentor silvarum is the source of this 3942-nucleotide messenger RNA. RefSeq names its product negative elongation factor A (gene Nelf-A). Gene Ontology annotation, cellular component: NELF complex. The transcript has 12 exons. NCBI's taxonomy places the organism in Eukaryota, Metazoa, Arthropoda, Arachnida, Ixodida, Ixodidae. The coding region runs from base 753 to 2270 and encodes 505 amino acids. The record is from RefSeq and is a predicted model, not a curated record. Gene Ontology annotation, biological process: negative regulation of transcription elongation by RNA polymerase II.